ACGGAAGCCGGGAAGAGCCUUUUGCGCACGCAGAGAGGGAUGCCGGCCGGGGUUGCUAGGCGACGGGGCGCUUCCCUGGUUACCGCGCGGAGACGGAGAGGGAGGAGGUGAGACGCUGCGAGGAGAGCAAAGGUGGGCAGGCAGGCAGGCGGGCAGGAGCAGCCGCGGCCGGGAGGAUGAAGCAGCCUCAGUGCUUGUGCCAGAUUUGUACCUGCGGGCGCCACCGUUGCCCUCACAAUCCCACACGGAUUUAUGACAAUGGAGGAGAGUCCUGCCUCAUGACUGAAUAUGUAGACAAAUACCCUCAGUAUGCCAACAUCCCUCCUACCCAGAGCCUCAAGCCCAAACAGGAGUACCAAAAACAUGGAGGGAAAAUGGAAGGAAUAACAACUUUCAGGUGUGACUACCUUCCAUACGAUGUGGCGAAUCGUCCUGUUCGGGUGCAAGAAGAAUACAAACCGGCACCCGGAGAUAUGGACCUGGGAACGACUUACAGAAGAGAUUAUAAUGUUCACAAAAUACAACCAGUGGUUUUAGUAAGACCUUUAGAGAGGAAACAUGCCAAAGGAGGAAAGCUAAAUACAAUACCCACAUACCAAGCUGACUAUAGAGCCUGGGAAAUUCAAAGAAGGGAGCCUUAUAAAACAGACAGCACCUACCAUCCGCCCACUGAGAAAUUUGGGAAUAGCACUACGUUUCAAGAUGAUUUUUUCCCCAAGCAACUCACUCCUCCCAAAAUUUUUAAGCCUAUCGCAGCAACCAAGCUUUCUGACCAACCUUUUAAUGGUGUCACAAGUCAUCGCAAUGAUUAUGUUGCUCAUCAGCUAGAACCAAAGUGGGCAAGAUCAAAAGCAGAGUACAGGCCAAGUAGCCAACCCUUUGAAGAUAUCACAACCCACCGGUGUGAUUUUAGAGGACUUCUGGGGGAACUUCCAAAAAGCUUCAAGCCUGAAUACGCUAAAAUAGAAUCAAAGGCUCAUUUUAAUGGAGUGACAGAAUUCCGUGAAAGUUUUCAACCAUGGGCAGUUUCCUUACCCGAAGUCCACAAAGCAAAAGAAUAUAUCCCACCUGCAGGUAAUAUGGACUUGAAUACUACAUCCCACCUUGAUUAUGUUGAACAUGAAGUACACCCAGUUGUCCUCAUGAAACCACUGGAAACUAAUAGGAAGAGUAAUGCCCCCUUCCAAGGGAACACAACCAUGAGGGAUGACUUUCAAGCUUGGGAUUCCGGUCGGCAAGAUAUGAUCAAGAGGCCCCAGGAAAUGCCAAAGCCUUCUGGGAAAUUUGAUGAUAUGACCACUUUCAGGGCUCACUACGUACCACACAGUAUAGUUCCAAUGCAAAGCUGCAAACCUUUAAAGGUAGCUCUUUCUAGUGGAGCACCUUUUGAAGCAGGUACCUUGUACCGUACAGAAUAUGCUCCAAAGGUGCAGACCAUCUGCCCAGCAACCUAUCCAUCUCCUCCAGGCUAUGUCUUUGUCAGCACUGAUUCUCGUGGCCACAAGUUCUUCCGCAAAGCUACACCAGAUACCAGUAAGAUUGCCCAGACAAAUGGUAAUCAUGUUCCAAAGGAAAUAGCAGUUGUAUCGUAACUCACAAUUAUAGUAGUUCGCAUAUUUUUUUGUGCAAGUAUCCUGUAAUGGGAAAACGGUUAAAGCAACGAAACAGUCUAAAAUAAGCACACACAGUUUUUUUUCAAUUGGAAUUCUACAACAUUUUUACAAGAUUGGUAAAGAUUUAAUUAUUAGGAAAAUGUAUGUUAAUAUUUCUCUGGAAUCUCUUUUCUGAAGUUGCAUUUUAUAACACCUUUCAGCAGGACACUUCUUGAUUUGAAUUAAAUUGCACCCUAUCUUAACCUACAAAACACACAAUUCUUUCAUCCCACUUCUUCAAAAAUGUGUGGGAGCAGGGAGCUGAGGAGGUAAAACACUCAACAUGGAUAAGCUCUUGCCUUUAAAACAUUGGCAUUUCCAAUUGCAGGACCAGGUAGUAGCACUGGAAAAGAGUUCUCUCUGCACACAAGCAUGGAGAGGCUAGCAGUAGACUAAGAUGACUUCGCUCAGUGAAACAGUGGUGGGACUUAAGAAUUAUAUCCUAUAUACUAGCUUGAAACCCAUGCUUCACUAUGUUAUUUAACUACCUUUAAUCCAAUUAUAAUACUUUUGGGUAUAUAAUUUUUUGUGUGUUUUAGGAAGAGUGUUUUGCAUUUUGAAUUGGUUUUGUAAUAUAAUAGCAUAGUACUCGACCUUCUCAAAGGCAUUUGAAUAAUGCGAAGCGUGUUGAUGAAGAAAACUGAUGAAGUAAAUUUUGAAAUAUAACAUUUGUUGAAGUAAUAAAAAAGAGAAGAUUGUA
Molecule: messenger RNA, 2352 nt
Organism: Heteronotia binoei (common prickly gecko)
Lineage: Eukaryota; Metazoa; Chordata; Lepidosauria; Squamata; Gekkonidae
Gene: SAXO2
Product: stabilizer of axonemal microtubules 2
Exons: 4
Coding region: 177-1592 (471 amino acids)
Biological process (GO): microtubule anchoring
Cellular component (GO): centriole; sperm flagellum; cytoskeleton
Molecular function (GO): microtubule binding
Source: RefSeq, a predicted model, not a curated record